UCGAUUUACUUUCCACUAUCACUCCAACUACUCUCUCACCAGUUGUCUUGACCAACCAGUCACAUUAAAUACAAAACGUCUGUCACAGUCAGUAAAUCAUUGACCAAUAACUCUUUGUUUUUUAUUUCUUUUUUUUUCUUCACAUUUUAAUUCGUCUAUGAAUUUAAAUUUUAAAUUAUUUUUUUCAUAUUAUUACUGUAUAUAUUAUUUAUAAAUCAAGUUAUUUUUUUUUUUAUCUUCAACCCUUAUCGUUCUUGGUCUCUUUCCCUCUCUUCCAGCUACACACACACUCACUCGAUAAAGCUUUACUCUUCCUUGUGCCCCCUACAAUAAUUCACCAUACCCGUGUCAAGCUUUUGCACUCCCUCUACUACAACACCAGUAUUCAGUUCUUUGCUGAGUGUAGAUUGGAGGAAAUAAUUCCUCUAUCGAAUAUCACUGUUACGUGAUAUUACGUUAUAAAGAAUUUUUAAGAACAGCCGAAUGUGGAUUCGAAUAAAAUAACGGAAACGAUAGUAGAUGUUUAAAUUUUGUUAAAAAUAAUAGACAAAAGUGAGAAAGUAGUAAAAAUAAACAAAAACUGUAGCAGAGACGAUGAUUGAUCCAAGUUCUUCAGAAGAAGAAAGUGAUGAAGAUCAAAGUACUCAGCAUCCAGGAGCUGGAGGUAGAGGACCAGCUGCUAAUAGCCAUGGCCCUCGACGACAUCCAGGUGCUUCUGGAGGUGGUGUAGGUGGAGGCAAUUUGUCCUCUUCAGGACUUACUGCAUCGCCUGGAGGUCACAGUCAAGCAAGUAGUGGAUCACCAAGUUUACACAGUGGACGUGCACUUAGUGGCCAAGCACAUCAUACAGCUCAACAAGAUGCAGGUGCUGGAUUAGAUGUGCCAAACUUAUCUAGUGCACGUAAUUCCUUAUCACCAUCUGCAAGUGCUUCACAAGAUGCAGCUAAUUAUAACAAAUCAUCUCAGAGACCUAUUAGUCCUUCACCAUCAGUUGCUAGUGAAAAAACGAGUGAAGUUGAUACACAGGACAAACAAGAGCGUGAAGAAGAAGAAAGAAAAAUUCGUAUACAACUUUAUGUAUUUGUAUCAAGAUGUAUUGCUUAUCCAUUUAAUGCUAAACAACCCACAGACAUGACCAAAAGACAAAUGAAAAUUACUAAGCAACAACUGGAGACUCUGUGUUCUCGCUUUCAAGCAUUUCUAAAAGGCGAAACACAAAUUAUAGCAGAUGAAGCAUUCCAUAAUGCCAUUCAAAAUUACUAUGAUGUAUUUUUAAAAUCAGAACGAGUUGUCCGAAUGGUGCAAAGCGGAGCUUGUUCCCAAUACGACUUCCGCGAGGUGUUCAGGAACAAUAUAGAAAAGCGUGUUCGCAGCCUCCCGGAAAUCGAUGGGUUAAGCAAAGAGACUGUUCUUACGUCCUGGCUGGCUAAAUUUGAUUGUAUAUUUAAAGGAACUGGCGAUGAAGACAGUAAAAGGCCAGGUAGGAUGCAACAGCAGACUCUAAAUUCGGAGUUAAUAUUGUCGAAAGAACAACUAUACGACAUGUUUCAACAAAUACUCGGCAUUAAAAAAUUUGAGCACCAACUUCUAUUCAACGCCCUCCUGUUGGAUUCAGCUGAUGAACAAGCUGCCGCCAUCAGGAGGGAGCUGGAUGGUCGCAUUCAAAAAGUCAACGAAAUGGAAAAGAACCGCAAGCUCAUGCCGAGAUUUCUCCUUAAGGAGAUGGAGUCGCUCUACAUCGAGGAGCUCAAGUCGUCUAUCAACCUACUGAUGACUAAUUUAGAGUCAUUACCAGUUUCAAAAGGUUCGACAGACAGCAAAUAUGGGUUGCAGAAGCUGAAGCGCCGUAGUGACCGCUCCCGCUACCGCACUCAGAGCUCCCUCGCUAAAUUGGAGGGCGAUUCCGCUGACUCCGAUCCGCAACUUACCAAAAUGGAUGUGGGUUUGACCUUUUCACUUGAAGUCAUUGUUAUGGAAGUGAAGGGUCUUAAAAGUCUUGCACCCAAUCGCAUUGUUUAUUGUACUAUGGAGGUUGAAGGUGGUGAAAAACUUCAAACUGAUCAAGCUGAAGCCUCCAAGCCCAUGUGGGAUACCCAAGGGGACUUUACAACGAUGCAUCCUUUGCCUGUUGUAAAAGUUCGAUUGUACACUGAAAAUAUUGCAAUGUUAGCACUUGAAGAUAAAGAAUUAGGUAAAGUAAUAAUCCGGCCAACUCCUUUGUCCUGUAAAGUACCAGAAUGGCAUCAAAUGACCGUCCCAAAGAAUAAUCCUGAUCAAGAUUUACGUAUAAAAAUUGCUUGUCGAAUGGAUAAGCCGUUGAAUAUGAAACAUUGCGGUUACCUUUAUGCGAUGGGUAAAUCUGUGUGGAAAAAGUGGAAGAAACGGUAUUAUGUUUUAGUCCAAGUCUCCCAAUACACAUUUGCGAUGUGCUCAUACAAAGAAAAAAAAAGUGAGCCGUCGGAAAUGAUGCAGUUGGAUGGGUACACAGUUGACUAUAUUGAAGCCGUUUCUGCUAAUCUUAUGGUGGGCACAGAUUUAGAGGGUGGAAGAUUCUUUUUUAACGCCGUCCGUGAAGGGGACAAUAUAGUUUUUGCUUCAGAUGAUGAAAAUGAAUGUCAUUUGUGGGUGAUGGCAAUGUAUAGAGCAACUGGUCAAUCACACAAGCCUACACCACCUGUUUCUGUAGCUGAUAAAAAUUCAACUAUCAGUAAAAUCCAAGGCGAUGCUGACAGAGCACGAAAACAUGGAAUGGAGGAUUUUAUAAGUGCUGAUCCUUGUAAAUUCGAUCAUGCAAGUCUCUUCAAAUUUCUUCAAAAUCUGACACUCGAUUAUAGACUUAAUGAUCCGUAUUGUUCUCUGGGAUGGUUUUCUCCGGGCCAAAUAUUCAUUUUAGACGAAUAUUGCGCAAGAUAUGGAGUUCGAGGUUGCUUCCGACAUCUUUGUUAUUUAAAUGACCUGCUUGAUCGUGCUGAUCGUGGUUGUAUGAUAGAUCCAACACUAAUUCAUUUUAGUUUUGCCUUUUGUGCGAGUCACGUUGCGGGGAAUCGUCCUGAUGGAGUUGGAUCAAUUACUCAUGAAGAAAAAGAUAAAUAUCAGGAGAUCAAGGAACGUUUAAGACAAUUGUUGGAAAAACAAAUUACAGGUUUUAGACAUAGUUUUCCAUUUGGUCGACCAGAAGGUGCCUUGAAGGGAACACUUUCUCUUUUAGAACGUGUUUUGAUGAGUGACGCAGCGACAGCAGUGCCUUCGGAUGAAGUUCGAACAAUGAUUAAAUCUUGUUUAGAAACAGCAGCGUUAGUUAAUUAUGAAAUGUUGUCAGCAGCAGCCAAGAUUGAAGAAGAUUAUGACGGUGAGGUGGGCAAUGCUCCAGGGAAAAAACUAGAUGAUCUCAUACGUCUUGCAGAGCUAUGUGUGGAUUUGCUUCAACAAAAUGAAGAGCAUUAUUCGGAGGUAGCGCUGGCCUGGUUCAGCGACCUCCUGGUGGAGCACGCCGAGAUCUUCUGGUCUCUCUUUGCUGUUGAUAUGGACAAAGUAUUAUCUGAACAACCACCUGAUACGUGGGACAGUUUCCCUCUAUUUCAAAUUUUGAAUGAUUAUUUACGGAUGGACGAUAAUUUGAAGAAUGGACGAUUUCAUCAACAUCUGAGAGACACAUUCGCACCGUUGGUAGUUCGUUAUGUGGAUCUUAUGGAAACAUCUAUAGCUCAAUCGAUUCAUAAAGGUUUUGAGAAGGAACGAUGGGAGAUAAAAGGAAAUGGAUGUGCAACAUCAGAGGAUCUUUUUUGGAAGCUCGAUGCUCUACAGUCAUUUAUUUCUGGUCUACAUUGGCCUGAUCAGGAAUUCAGACAACAUCUAGAACAACGUCUAAAGCUCAUGGCAUGUGAUAUGAUUGAAUCAUGUAUUCAGAAGACUGAUACAGCUUUUCAACAAUGGCUGAAAAAAGGUGUAACAUUCAGCUCAACUGACUAUAUUAUACCAUCAGAAAUGUGUGCAAUGUUGAAUGUUAUUUUGGAUGCAAAAAAUCAAAGCUUUAAGCUAUGUGCAGUCGAUGGAGUAGAUGUGCAUCAGUAUCAUGCCAAAAUAGAUGAUCUAUUGGAGAAAACGUCAGCUAGUAUGACUCAAGGGUUGAUCACUAAACUUGUGGCAGUUUUGGAAGCAACUCUGUCUAAACUAUCACGUUAUGAUGAAGGCUCAUUUAUUGGGUCAAUUCUGAGUUUUACGAAAGUUUCAGGGAGUGGGAAAGAAAUGGGUCAAGCUUAUGUUAACUUUACGAGAAACUGCAUGGAUCAAAUACGAAGUAAAGUGAUCGAUGAAUUAUGGAUUUUAAAUUUCUUUGAGCAAUGGUAUAUCACACAAAUUCAAAUGCUUUGUACUUGGUUAUCAGACAGACUUGAUCACAGUCUUCAUCUUUAUCAAUGUACAUGCCUUGCCCAUAUUGUCAAAAAAGUUUAUUCAGAUUUCGAACUACAGGGAGUAAUGGAAGACAAAUUAAAUUCAAAAACAUAUCAGACGAUAUCACAAAGAAUGCAGACAGAAGAAGCAACUUGUGCCUUAACAAUGAGUUCACAAAACGAUGAACUUUCGGAAAAUGGUAAUGAUGAUGAUGUUGAGAGACCAAAAACAAAAGUAACGAUUGUCGAGUCCGCAAGUGCCGAUGAUGCUAAUUAUGUUGCAAAUCUUACUAAUGUGACAACGAAUGUCGUUGGAAAAGUUGGAAGUAUGUUUGGAAAGGGAAUUGGUGGUCUUUCCACUAAAUUUGGCGGCGCCAGUUGGUUUUAAAGAUUAAAUCAAUUGCAUAAUAAAAUAGAGUGGCCUGAGUAUAGAAAACGGAUUUAUUAAAGUUAGAAAAUAAAUGAAAUAGACUGGACAAAGAGUUAUGAGAUUAGAGAACAAACAUUAAUAUAAUUGAUUGAUGGUUAAUUCAAAAACUCAGGGUAUAGAAUCGGAAGAAAUAUAAAAUAAAUUUGUAUUAACAACCUGGAUACAAUGUGAAUUUGGUCAUCAAGUUUACUGAUUGGUAGCAUAAUGAAUGGAAUAUGCUAAAUAAUAUAUGUAUCCUUGUCGUUCAAUCAUACUUGAAAGUAAUAAAAUGCAGAGCCAUAGUUUUAUUUUUAUUUGUUUAAAAAUAAAUAAAGAGUUUGAAUGUAACUGGUAAUAGAGCGAAAAAAUAAAUCAAUUGUUAUGAAAUUAAUCAUAAAGACUAUGUAAUGGAGAAAGAAGUAAAGCAAAGCUCGUAAUAUUAUUUAAACAAGAAAGAACAUAUAAAUAUCAGUUUGCCAAAUAAAUAUAAAUAAUAAAAUGAUACACAUCGAAAUACAUAUAACGUUUACCAAGAAAACGUCUAUGAAGAAUAGCAACAAUGUAAUAUAUGAAUGCAUCAAUAUAUUUCGAUAAAUGUGUAUAUGAAUAUUAGUAAGAAUAGAGAUGAUUAAAUAUCUAUUACACCGUGAUGUAAUGGAACGAAAUUAUAUAUCAUUUAAAAUUAAAAGUUAGUUUAUGAAAAUCGAGAAAAAAACCUUUAAUUAAUAUUUAAAAAAAAAAAUAGUUAUAAAUUAUUACAAAAUUUUUAAUUAAAAAUAAAUAAAAAUAUUAUUUGAGCGCUCUAAUAAUGAAAUAUAAUUACUGAUAUAAUUAUAGAAACGUUAAUAUAUUGUAUGAUCUGCAUGAAGAUUUGAAUAGUAAAAACGAUGAUAUUAUUUUCAAUGUUUAAAUAAUAUUUCACAUGUGAUUCUACAUUAGAUUUCGGAAUAUUGAAGUCUAUAUAAUGAAAAGAUGUUGAAUUCGUUUGUAUAUACAUAUUUCCGCGGCAUUGUAUAAGAGAGUAAGUAAACGAGUAAAGUAAAUAAUAUAACUAUUUAUAUAUUCUCUAUAGACAUAUAUGAAAUAGUUGUGUGUACUUUUUGAAAUAUGUUAAUGUGUGACAGAGUUAGUUAAUUUAUCAUAACUUUUACGUUUUAGGCCAGUAUCAUAUAAUUAAUAAAACAAAAAGAAAACAAUAUUCAAAUAAUUCACUUUCAAUGAAAUCAUCCAAACUAAGUAAACAGAUUUAUAGUAAAAUAUUUAUCUGCACAUUUGUACGCAUAGCGAUAUAUGCAUUGCACCAAAUUAAACUUAAUUUAAAUUUGACAUAUUCAUUAUUUAUGUUAGUAAUAUGGCAAAAUUAAUUAUAAAAAUUUUACAUUGCAAUCAUUAUUCAAUUGUUCAAGAAAAAAAAUUAGAUUUUGUUAAAGUUAAAUUGUUAUAAUUUUUUGUAAUGAAAACGACAGAUUUUUGAUAUGAUUGAUAGUAUUAAUUGAUGGCUUAAACGUAAAACAGUCAUAGAUAAUCGAAUAUGAUUUCGGCCUCAAUGAAAUGGAAAAUAAUAAUGAUAAUAAUAUUAAUAAAUAUUUAAUAAGACGAUUGUUAGAAUACUUGUAAAACAUUAAAGUAAAAUAUUUUCAAUUUGGCCUUUAUGCAACACAUCAAUAAGUUGCUACUACUUUCGUAUGAUGAAUGUAUAAAUAAUGAUGGCAGAAUAAAUUCUGAAUUUUAUGUAAAUUCAUAAUUCAUUUGCCAUCAAUAUACAUACAAAAUAGAUUUCAUUUGAAUUGAUGUUUAAUAGAAGAAAUAAAGGUACUUAAAUUAUUCUAUCAAAGAUUUCAGUACAACAAUCUUUCAAAUAAAAAUUUCAAAAACUAAACAAUCGCUAUAUAAUUAUAUUUUAUUAUAAAUAUUGACACAAUCACUUUCUUCGUUAUUAUAAUAAUUACUGUUAAUUUCACUGAUAUGAAGAUAAUAGUUACUAGGUUAAUGGAGAAAAAAUUAAGCCUAGAGUCGAUAGAUUUAGAUUUACUCAAACUUUGUCCAAUUCUUGCAUCUUCAAUGAAUACAAAUCUUUAAACUUAUUCUAUUUCUCUGUAUGAGUAUUUAUUGUUGCGUUUGUUGUGAAAUUAUUAUUGGUAAUAAAACGUUAAGAGAAUUCUUACAUUCCUACCAAUGUUUCAGAACAUUAAACUUUUAUCCAAAUGUUCUUUCGUUAAUAAAAAUCUGCAUAAAAAUGCAUAAAAAA
Molecule: messenger RNA, 7048 nt
Organism: Chelonus insularis
Lineage: Eukaryota; Metazoa; Arthropoda; Insecta; Hymenoptera; Braconidae
Gene: Cadps
Product: calcium-dependent secretion activator 1
Exons: 16
Coding region: 595-4779 (1394 amino acids)
Biological process (GO): synaptic vesicle exocytosis; dense core granule exocytosis
Source: RefSeq, a predicted model, not a curated record